This is a messenger RNA of Melanotaenia boesemani (Boeseman's rainbowfish), 1400 nucleotides long. RefSeq names its product coiled-coil domain containing 13 (gene ccdc13). The coding region runs from base 1 to 1329 and encodes 442 amino acids. The transcript is spliced from 11 exons. Gene Ontology annotation, cellular component: centriolar satellite. Gene Ontology annotation, biological process: non-motile cilium assembly; cytoplasmic microtubule organization. The record is from RefSeq and is a predicted model, not a curated record. Lineage: Eukaryota; Metazoa; Chordata; Actinopteri; Atheriniformes; Melanotaeniidae.
AUGACGGGUAGGAAUAAGAAUCAGACACUUCUGGACCAGUUGAGAGUGCUAAAAGAUGAAAAUGGUCGACUCUUCAAACUUCUGAGUGAAAAGGAUUUUGAGAUUAAACACUUGAAGAAGAAAAGAGAAGAAGAAAGGCAGGCAUUAGCAGGCACAUCAGGCUUAGCAGGAGCUGCAGCUGCCACCAAGAUUAUUGAGCUGUCCAAGAAGAAUAAAGCGCUUACUGCUGAAAUUGAGCAAGAGAAGAUUAAAUCCAAGCAAAACAGUAACAGAAUCAAAGAGCUUGAGAAAGAGCUACAGGCUGCUUUGGUUCACUCUGUUACUGGGCAGAAGACUGACACAAAGUCACUGGAUAAGAGCUUUUCUAAAGACUGUGAGGAGAAUGCACUAGUCAAGUCUCUUCAGGAAAAAUUAGCAGCAGCCCAGAUGAAGGUGAUUGAAUAUCGCAACCAGGUUCAGUCUGCCAAACAGGAACUGAAAGUAGCUCAGAAGGUGCUGAUCAACGAGGUUGGAGAGGAAGUCAACCUUCAGCAAUUGUUAAGCUGCCCUGGGAGCUUUAGAGGUCGUUCACAGCAGAUUCUCGCUCUUCAGACAAGGGUGCGGGAUCUUGAGCAGCAGUUGAACCAGGCAACACGGCAAAAACAGUCAGGUGUCCUGAGUGUAGAAGAAGACUUUUUGGGCAUGGGUGUCCUUCAGAGAGCCCCUCCACAAGACAGGAACCUCAGCUACAUCCGCACCAUUGAGAAAGACAAGAGGGAAGCUUUUGAGAGGAUCACAGCAAAUUAUGAGGCUCUCUUGAUAGAACACGAGGAUCUAAACAAAAAGCUGGAAGCCUCUAAAGCCAGGAGCAGAACUCAGUCCAAUGAAAUAAAAACUCUGAAGGUCCAGAUCACCACCCUGCUAGAGAAGGGUAAACAUGAUGAUGAGCUUGUGGAUGCUCUGUUGAGGCGGCAGCAUCAGAUGCAGACAGUGCUGAAACAGCUCAGCCAACAUCCAAAUAAACAGAGCAAGGAGCCCCAGCAGAACAUGAGACAACAGCUGAGUAAUGAGCCUUCUGAUAACAAUGCUGUUGUCCAGAAGCUGAAGCAGAUGGUUACUGAGAAAGAGGCAAAGAUCAAAGAUCUGCAGGAAACUCUGCAACUUUUUAACAAGGAGGAGAGUGUGGACAGACGGUCCAGCCUCGAGACAACAGGGUGCAGUACAAUAAUGUCGCCACAAGAUGGAGACAGUAACAAAAGAAUGAAUUGUUCAAGUUUGGUCUCACAAAUUGGACAUAAACUGGUGCUGCCUGCUAUUGAAAGUGGUAUAGAAUAUUGUACAAGUGAGUGAACUGUGGGUGGAUGAUUCUGUAUAUAUAUAAUUCUUGUAUAAAUCUGUCACUGUAAAAUCAAAUAAAUCUA